UAUAUUUAUAAUCCUAAAUUAUUAUACAUAUGUGUGUGUGUCUUAAUUAAUGGCUACGUGAUAUCCAUUAGUACCAUAAAUGCAGAAUAAUUUUCACAAAAUAACGCAAAACGACUUUUUAAAAAUUUUUUCAUUUGAGUGACAAUUUUUGUCUACAGUACUUGACAUGUGCUGGUUUAGUAACUACACUUGAUACUUCACUUCAUUUUAAAACAUGCCUGUUGUAACUUGGAUGUGAGACAUAUUUAUUUAUCGCAAAGAUUUCAAAGAUAUUCUGUCUACGGUGUUAAAACAAGUACGGUCCUGCUUUCGUUAGAUAUGAUAAUCUGUCCUUGUGCUUCCUGAUAAGGUAUUGCAUAUUUAUAAAAGCUGGUAUGCCCUAAUUCGGUCAGUCAUGUGGAUCAAUCAGUGAGGUGUUAAUAGAACAAUACAUCUUCUCUUUUAAGUUUGGAUAAAGUUGGUGACAGGCGAUGAAGGGAAUUUACUUAAUCGCCAUCGCCUUCUUGGCACCUUGCAUCGUGACUGCUACACAAAACGGAACAAUUGGAACACUGGAUUUACAUGCAACAUGUCCUAGCGUUGAUCCUUGCCCGCCACUUCUAUUCCCCCACGAAUCCAAUUGCGGUCUAUACUACGAAUGUAAAGGCGGCCGGCCGCAAAUGCGCCGCUGCGCGUCCGGUUUGUACUUCAGUGAAAGAUGGCAGGGUUGUGUCAAGCCUUCUGUUUCAGAAUGUAACACAGGUGAAGAUGGGUCUUGCCGGAAUGGCGAGUUAAUGGAGCACGAGUGUCAAUGCACCAAAUAUUACGAAUGCAAAAAUGGGUGGAAGGUCUUGCGUGACUGUCCAACCGGGUGGCACUUCAAUAAGAUGAGGCAAAUGUGCGUUGAGGGUGACUGCGGGAGCAACGGCGGCGACUGCAUAAACGGUGAACGGACGGCUCACGAAUGCCAAUGCGAGAAAUACUACGUUUGUAAAAAUGGCCAGAGAGCUCUGCGUGAUUGUCCGCCCGGAAAUUGGUUCAAUCCCGAUGUGUUGGAUUGUGUUCCGGGAUCAUGUGAUCCACCAGUUGGUAUAUGCAUUGAAGGGGAACAGAAAUCCCACGAUUGCCAUUGCGACAAAUUCUACAAGUGUAAAAAUCAAGAAUGGGUUCUGCAGCAAUGCCAGAAUGGUGAUCACUUCAGCCCCUCUCGUCUAACAUGCCUACCACCGAGACAAGCUGGUUGCGAUGGUGAACCUGAGCCUGUACCUGGCGAAUGCCCGAUUCCUACUCCCACUGGUCCAUGGCCUCACGAGUGUGACUGCAGGUUAUACUACACAUGCCGAAAUGGACAAAAAGAAAUACAGUCCUGUUCCUGGGGAAACUACUUUAAUAGAGCUACAACGGAGUGCAGUCCUGCGGACACUGUAAGCUGUAGAAAUAAUUGGGAAGACUCACUGAUUCAAUAAAAUGACCACCGAUCCAAGAGAAGCUGAAGAUAAUUGAUGAGCGCGAAGAACAAACUGCAUGCUUGCUAUGUCACUAUAUAUUUGUAGGAACGUAGAUCAUUUUGCUAAGAUAUUUUAAUAAAUCUGGUAACAUAUAA
Messenger RNA from Ooceraea biroi (clonal raider ant), 1582 nucleotides. Its product is annotated as peritrophin-48. Gene Ontology annotation, molecular function: chitin binding. NCBI's taxonomy places the organism in Eukaryota, Metazoa, Arthropoda, Insecta, Hymenoptera, Formicidae. The record is from RefSeq and is a predicted model, not a curated record. Gene Ontology annotation, cellular component: extracellular region.